Molecule: messenger RNA, 1747 nt
Organism: Phoenix dactylifera (date palm)
Lineage: Eukaryota; Viridiplantae; Streptophyta; Magnoliopsida; Arecales; Arecaceae
Biological process (GO): cytoplasmic translational initiation
Cellular component (GO): eukaryotic translation initiation factor 3 complex; cytoplasm
Molecular function (GO): translation initiation factor activity
Source: RefSeq, a predicted model, not a curated record
AAACGGACGGCAGAGAUUAAUAGGCACAGUCGGACACCAGGGAGUAGCCUAGAGGGUCGCUAUCCGAACUCCUCCUCAUCGGCUGGUUCGCGGGAGAACUAGGGUUGGGAUUAGGGUUUUGGGGCGUCCUCCUCCGAACCCUAGUGCUCGUCCCGUGACUCCGAGCCCAGGUUCUUUCUCUUUUCUUCGGAUUCUCCUCCAUCUUCGGUCCAAAAUGACGACGAUCGUGGCUACCUCGGAGGAAGAUCCGGUGCUCGCCGUCGUUCGGUUCGCCUCGGAGCUUGCCUGGGCUGACGCAGGCCCCGAGGUUGCAGAACCUCAGGUGACCAGACUUUGCAUUGAAGCCCAGGAAUGUAUGGUUAUGGGUAGAUGGUUGGAUCUGGCAUCUUUAAUGCUUACUUCAGCAGAUUUGAUUGCAUCACGAGUGUCAGAGAAAGAUCUGGAAUGUAUAUUCACUGUUAUCUGCAACCUUGUCACAAGAGCUAGCACUCCUGAUGAAGAACUAGAGAUGGCAAAGCGUAUUUCAGCAAAAGUUGUGCAGCAACCAAAUGAUAAGCCUGCUUGGCGCCUGAAGAUCCUGUUCAAUUUGUACAAUCUGCUAGAGAAUGCCCACAGCAGGUUCCUUGUCUACAGCAAAGCACUUAAUUUGGCAGCCAGUGGAAAAGUUACUGAAAGCAUUAUACCUUCUUUCAAAAAGAUAGAUAGUUUUCUGCAAGAGUGGAAUAUUGGAAAAAUGGACCAAAGGGAGCUUUUCCUCACCAUUUCGAACAUUUUAAAGGACAAGAGCAUGGUCAAAGAUUCUUUUGCUUUUCUGACCAAGUAUUUAGCUACUUUUUCUGGUACUGGUGAGGAGUCAUAUACAAUGAAUGAGGCCAAAGAGGAAGCUGUGCGUGCUGUUAUAGAGUUUGUGAAGUCUCCUGACAUAUUUCAGUGUGAUCUUUUAGACAUGCCUGCUGUUGGGCAGCUGGAAAAGGAUGGAAAGUAUGCAUUGGUUUACCAGCUAUUGAAGAUCUUUCUCACUCAAAGGCUUGACGCCUACCUAGAUUUUCAUGCUGCAAAUUCUACUUUACUGAAAAGCUAUGGUCUGGUUCAUGAAGACUGCAUAAUGAAGAUGAGGUUGAUGUCAUUGCUAGACUUCAGGUCCAAUGAUUCUGGUGAAAUUCCAUAUUCUGUCAUCAAGGACACACUUCGGAUCACAGAUGAGGAGGUAGAAUAUUGGGUUGUUAAAGCAAUUACCUCCAAACUUCUGGACUGUAAGAUGGAUCAGAUGAAUCAAAUUGUGAUUGUGAGCCAACAUACAGAGCGAGUGUUUGGGCUAUCACAGUGGCAAACUCUCCGUUCCAAGCUUGGAGCUUGGAGGGGCAAUAUUGCCAAUGCCAUCAGCACAAUCAAGGCUAACAAGGUAUCUGAAGAAGGACUACAGACAAUGCAAGGAUUGAUGACACGCUGAAGUUUAUCAACAUUCAUAGGCAAUGGAAAGUAUUGAGCAAUUGGCGAGAUACUUCAUUUGAUUUAAGAAGGUGAAAGGGCAUGCUUUCUUCCAAAGAACAAGCCCCUCCAAUGAAAUCCAAUGGGUUUCUGUAACGCUUGAUUUCUUAUUUGGGGUGAUCAUAUAUUUGCUAAAUUCUUGUGUACACCUUUAAAUUAUCCGAUGACUCUGCAGAUUUGGCUGCAAGAUUAUCAGUUGUGACCCAAAUUAGCAGAGAACAUAAUCUAGAAAUCAUGCAAUUGAUUUUUUUUCCAUAUA